GGUUUCUGCUUUCGUGUUCGGGUUUAGUCCCUCUCUUUGAGUGCGUUUUUAUAAGUCCGUUAGUGGCUAGAAGGCUGUAAGGACACGGUGACAUCAUGCCACCCACAAUCACUGCCAACAAGUCGCAUGACUUUAAGGCCCACUACGAUCUCGCCCAUAUGCAGGAUGGAGAGACAGACGAUGCAUACGUGCAGAGAAUCACGAGAUACUCUGAUGGAACUGUCAAAUUGCGCAACUCGAACAUUGAGCUGAUGGACCAGGAUAUUCUCUAUCAUCUGGCUUUGGGCAGUGAGAGUCAUGAUCUGCAAGAGAUGUUUGGCGAUGUUAAGUUCGUUUGCAUGGGCGGAACACCGAAGCGCAUGGAGAACUUUGCACACUUCAUUAUGGACGAGAUAGGUUACAAGCUGCCCGCUGGCACCCAGCUGCAGGACAUCAGUGCCUACUCGUAUCGCUACUCGAUGUACAAAGUUGGUCCUGUGCUUUGUGUCAGUCACGGCAUGGGAACGCCCUCGGUCAGCAUUCUGAUGCACGAGAUGAUCAAGCUGAUGUACCAUGCCAAGUGCAUUGAUCCGAUCUUCAUACGCAUCGGCACUUGUGGCGGCAUCGGAGUGGAGGGCGGCACUGUCAUCAUCACCGAGGAUGCCCUGGAUGGUCAGCUUAGGAAUUCCCAUGAAUUCACCAUUCUUGGCGAGACCGUGCACCGUCCGGCCAAGUUGGACAAGAAGCUGGCCCGUGAUCUGAAAUCCCUGCACAGUGCCGACGAUCCCUAUGACACCAUCAUCGGCAAGACCCAGUGCACAAAUGAUUUCUACGAGGGCCAGGGCCGCCUGGAUGGCGCCUUCUGCGAGUUCUCCGAGAACGAUAAGAUGGCCUACCUGGAGAAGCUUCGCGACCAUGGUGUGGUCAACAUCGAAAUGGAGAGCACCAUCUUCGCAGCCCUGACCCACCAUGCCGGCAUUAAGGCAGCCGUCGUCUGUGUGGCUAUUCUGAAUCGUCUGAACGGCGAUCAGGUGAACGCCCCCAAAGAGGUCCUGCACGAGUGGCAGCAGCGCCCCCAGAUACUUGUGGCACGCUACAUAAGGAAGGUGCUAACCCGCGACGGCCAGCUGAAGAAUCUGUUCGGGCAUCAGGGAUCGAUAAAGUCGCCCCGUCGCUUCAAGCUCGUCCAGCAGGAGUCCCAGGCCCACGAGUAGACACUCGAUCAUCUUGCCUGUCCCUAUCAUUUGAGGAUACCCUCUACGAAUAUCGGUGUCGCAUCUCUCCAGUAUACAAUGGUGUUUCAACAUUCCCUAGUUUAGCUCUGCUUAAGUUCCUAGUUUCAUUUCCGUGUAUAUCAACCUCAUUAGCUUAUUUAAACCCAAGCAUAUUGUAUGUAUAUUCAUUUAGCAAUAAAAUGCUGAACUGCGUUCCCUACGUCCCACAAAAA
Drosophila persimilis is the source of this 1426-nucleotide messenger RNA. Its product is annotated as uridine phosphorylase 1. The coding region runs from base 96 to 1193 and encodes 365 amino acids. The transcript is spliced from 5 exons. Lineage: Eukaryota; Metazoa; Arthropoda; Insecta; Diptera; Drosophilidae. The record is from RefSeq and is a predicted model, not a curated record. Gene Ontology annotation, molecular function: uridine phosphorylase activity. Gene Ontology annotation, cellular component: cytoplasm; cytosol. Gene Ontology annotation, biological process: nucleotide catabolic process; uridine catabolic process.